AUGGCCUCCCAAGGAGUUGGUAAUGAAGAAACUGGGAUAGCCUCAGCAGGUGGUCCCCCAGCAAGCCAGGCGGAACCAGAGGUGAUAAAUAACUCUGUCUACCAGCCCAUUGAUGAAUUGCAAAAUCACCUGAAGGGGAAACUACAAGCCUUUGGGGCCGUCCAGAUCCUGAGUGGAGCAAUUAUUAUGGUUCUAGGUGUUUUUCUAGGUUCCUUAAGAAACAUAUUCCAUUUCUUCAGUGUGUUUUUCUUUAUCUUCUACACAGCCUAUCCACUGUGGGGCCCUAUAUUUUUCAUUGUUUCAGGAUCCUUAUCUGUUGCAGCUGGGAGAAAACCCACAAGAGCACUGGUGCAAAACACUUUUGGAAUGAAUAUUGCCAGCGCUACUGUGGCUCUAGUUGGGUUUGUUUUUCUCUCAGUAAAUUUAGCAGUUAAUAAGCAGUCUUUCAAGAACUGUGAAUCUUCACAGUCAUAGGACUUAUGCAUUUACGUGGGCAUCUUUUCAAACGGCCUGAUGUCCCUAAUGCUGAUCCUUACCUUGCUGGAAUUGUGCAUAAGCAUCUCUGUCUCAGCCAUGUGGUGCGUAGAAAGCUCACGUAAUUCGACUGAGGUGAUUUCCACUCCUUCUAAUUCUGUACAAGCAGGAAUGCCUCCUGAUGAAAAUAAGUCUGAGAGCAAGGAAAUUCAAGCUUAAAUCUCCAGUGAAUCAGAGCUUCAUCCAAGAACUUGGGAGGAUGGGAGCCUGCAAAACACAAUCCUGCUCUCUUAGGGCACCAAUCAUGAGAAACUUGAAUAUUUGACUCAAUUUUCUUCUGUUCCAAUUAUAAACCCCAUUAGUAUGUUUGGAUAUGGAAGGAAAAAUAUACUUCUUUAGACAUUCUUGGUUUUGUAACGUCUGUGAUCACCGCUCCAAAGUUGUUCGCAAAAUCAGUGUCUUUCUUCUUACCUACCUAUUCCACUGCCUAAUAAGGUUUA
Messenger RNA from Lontra canadensis (Northern American river otter), 974 nucleotides. Its product is annotated as membrane-spanning 4-domains subfamily A member 3-like. The record is from RefSeq and is a predicted model, not a curated record. NCBI's taxonomy places the organism in Eukaryota, Metazoa, Chordata, Mammalia, Carnivora, Mustelidae. Gene Ontology annotation, cellular component: membrane. The transcript has 6 exons.